Messenger RNA from Astrephomene gubernaculifera, 1684 nucleotides. The record is from the annotation of a GenBank genome assembly. Lineage: Eukaryota; Viridiplantae; Chlorophyta; Chlorophyceae; Chlamydomonadales; Astrephomenaceae.
CUUAUAUUCAUAAUUAAAGUAUUUUGUGAUGACGGAGACAGUUUGAGAACGACUCCAUUCCUGUAUGCAUAGGUUGGACACCCCGCUGUUGUUGCUCAUGAUAGCGUGUGUUAUGCUUUAUGGAUUCAUGUUUUUAACGAUGCAUUUUGACACCUUUUUUUGUGACGGACAACGGUAAUUCAGGUCGUUGUUCUUCUGUGCGCAUUCUUGUUUGCACUUGACAACUUCAGCUCGUAGGUCCUGCACCGCCCUAUUGCUUUCUACACUCUGCUCGCUCCUUACGGCUUUGUACAUGUACUUCACAUUACACGGUUGGAGGUUAUGCCCCUGAAACGCUGUUCUACUUAGCGGCUUAAAAAUCCUCCUCUUUGGUGGCGAGCACGACCCCCGCGUGCCCGUCGGCAACGAGAUAUACGAGUACAGCAUAACCGAUGGCUCAUGGCAAGUCCUUGAAGUGCAAGGCGAGCGCCCGAGUCCAUGCGUCGCGCAUGCUGCUGCUGCCGUCGGUGCUAUGCUCUACGUGAUUGGUGGCAGGUCUGGUCUCGCAAUGGGUGAGGGUGCCACCAAUGAGCUCCACGCCUUCGACACCACCUCGCGCACCUGGACCCGACUCAGCCCGCAAGGCUCCCAACCGCCCAAACGCUCCUACCAUGCCAUGACCGCCCUGGGACCCAAGCUCUACGUGUUUGGCGGUUGCGGGGAGGACGGUCGCCUCAACGACCUGUACGAGUACGACACUCGUACGAACACAUGGACUGCCCUGGCGACGCCCUCGCCUGAUGCCGUACCGGGACGCGGUGGCAGCUGCCUGGCAGCGGUUCCGCCAGAGGCGGCUGAUGGGGCUGCGGAGGGCCCAGCUCGAGAGGGUUUGCUAUAUGUGAUUGGGGGCUUCUGCGGCCAUGAGCUUGAUGACAUGCACGUGUACAGCAUCGCUGACAACAUCUGGUGCAGACCCACCUGCCCGACCUGCUGCGGCGCUGCAAACGCCGCCGGCGAGCUCUCGGCUCGCAGCGUCUUCGGUACCUCCCUGCACCGCUGUGACAAGAGCGAUUGCUCGUACAAGGCUGCCGUACUCGCGUACGGAGGCGAGGUUGACCCCUCCGACAAGGGCCAUGCGGGAGCGGGUGACUUCUGCUCUAGCUUGAUGAUGUACGACAAGGCUGGCGGUUGGCGGUUGGUGGAGGCUGACGGCGAGUCGCCGGGGCCGCGAGGCUGGUUCGCAGCUGCGACAGGACCCGCGGGUCAGCUUAUUGUGCAUGGAGGGCUGGAUGCAAACAACGAGCGGUUGGGGGAUAUGUUUGCGCUAGACUUGCAUGCGUGAAGAUGGAAAACGGGGUGGCGAGGUGGGAGGUCAAGACUUCCGAACGCCUUAGAUUUGACUAGUUGGGUGCUAGGAGGCCGGGUGGCGGGGGAGACAGGUGCCAUGCAAGGGUGUGUAGGAAGAAAUGAGAGCGGCUCCAGCACCGUUGCAGAAGCCUGCUGCCCUCAAGGGUUGCUGACUUGCUAUUAACUGGAUUUGCCACGGCUGUCUGAAACAAGAGCCGGGGACGGUAACAAGACCGGCAAGGCUAUUUUUAAGCCCUUCCAUGCUGCCUGGUUGGGAGGAAAAGGCACGCCGCGGAUGGUUGGGAAAUUCGUAGUGGCAUAUGCGUAUUGUAGCAGCUGUCGGGAGCGAGGAGCCGAG